This is a messenger RNA of Macroventuria anomochaeta, 459 nucleotides long. RefSeq lists its product as uncharacterized. The transcript has a single exon. NCBI's taxonomy places the organism in Eukaryota, Fungi, Ascomycota, Dothideomycetes, Pleosporales, Didymellaceae. The record is from RefSeq and is a predicted model, not a curated record. The coding region runs from base 1 to 459 and encodes 152 amino acids.
AUGGCACGCGCACCAAGCUGCGGCAUGGUCUUACUUGCCAGUUUCCUCCACCGGUUGCUUCAAAGUCAAUUGCAAUUCAAUCCACAAAGCCAUGCACAGGAAGCAGCAUACUUGAACAAGCUUGUGACCGUCUUGAGUAACAACUCCGCAUGGCGCAUUCCACCGACUUUGUUCAUAUCAGCUACGCUCUAUUUCUAUGCAAGUAUUCCGUUUGGCCUCGUUAAGGUCGGAAAGAGCAUGCGGCUUCACAUUGCUCAUGGACUUGAGCGGUUCCGGGGACUACUUGAAGAAUUGGGUCUCGACGACUUUCUGAACCUUUCCGAGGUAAUGAAAGGAGCCAAGCCAAUUGGCGUAUUUAGAAGCACACCGAACCAAGGCGUGUUUGGCAAGCUCUUUGUUGAUGUUGAUCCGUCUGCUGACAGUCCUCUGUGGGAUGAAGAGCUUGGUGUCAAGGAGUAG